AUGAAGGGCCACGUUAUAAAUAGAUCAUUGUUGGUGGCAAUGUUCUACAUGACAUGCGAUGCAAUACAUCAUCUUAAGAAUAUCAUUAGAGUUCCCUAUUGGCAGGAAGCGUAUCAUUAUCCGGGUUUAUACACACCCGAGCUGGAUGCCUGGGUAGCCGAAGGUACUUAUGUACCACACAGGAAUUUCACUCCAGAUUUUCGUCUCGAAGAACCUUACUUUACAGUAUAUAACAAAGAUUUUUUUAGAGAAUAUUAUAGACCUUACCGGCUAUCACCACUUUUUAAACAGCAAAAAUUUUUUGAUAAAAAUGAAAAGUCGUACCUCCUUGGAUGUUACUGCUGUACAGUUUAUAGAGUGCACAAUAUACUUGGUACCUGUUCUCUUUUGACACAACGACAUAUUCUAACAACAGCCACAAGCACAGACGUUGUCUUGAGAAACUACAAACCGUUACCGAAUCUGGAACAUAUUUUAGGAAUAUGGUACGAGCACACCGCGGAUACAUAUAAUGCAAGCACCUACCAUUCUGGACCUUCACGUAUUCAUUAUCAUCCUGCGACUGAAUGGCAAUGGUUCCAUUGUAUUCAAGGCGAAUGGGCCAGAUUAGGAAUGGAUUCAGGCGGGGCGUUACACUUAAUGGAUUUAGAAAAAACCGGUCGAGAAGAUGGAUUAACCGGUAUAUGCGCUUUCUCUAUGACACUACGGUCGAAGGACAUCAUACAUUACUUUACUGUGGUGGAUACCCACCCUGUACUCGAUUUUCUAAUUGAUGCAUACAAUGGAAAAAACCAAUAUGAGUUUCUAGAUAGUAGAUUUUAUGACUCGCAGGGCGAGGCCCCUCGAUUGUACGUGCAUUAUUACAUAGCAACAUAUUAUAAUACUUGUUUUCAACCAUACCUCUAUGAACCUCCAAAUUACCGUCGUUAA
Messenger RNA from Arctia plantaginis, 930 nucleotides. NCBI's taxonomy places the organism in Eukaryota, Metazoa, Arthropoda, Insecta, Lepidoptera, Erebidae. The record is from the annotation of a GenBank genome assembly.